AGCCGAGGCACAUUAGUUUCGGAAGCGAAAGGAAGUGUAGCUAUUAAAUUGUCGUACGAAGCUAUUACUCUUCCGUGAAUAAGCAAUUAUGGCCGAAAACAAGCAUCAUAUCCCAAUAGAAAUGUCACAGCAGGAAGAAUUAUCCUCUGAGUCGAGGCCGCAGUUUGUAAGCCCUGAAACCGAACACUGGGUUUCUGCUGUAGCCCCGGCUGCGAUCGACGAUGAAGGCGACCAACUGCAGUUUGGACAGGCAUUCGAAGAGGACUUUCCGGGCUCUCAAGACACGCUGGGCAAUUUACCGCAGCUUGCACGCCAUGAAACUCGUAGAAGUGAUCGCCGGCUUAAUUCUUUGUCGCAGACAUGGUCGCGCAUCUUGCCUGGUCCCCUUGAUCCUCUACGAACCGAGGCGGAUAUGGCAUCUGAAGGCAUCGACUACUCGUUCAAGGAUGUUUCGUUUAGUGUCAAGGAUAAAGUGCUGCUAGAACCACUAGAUGGUUCCUUCCGCGGCGGAGAAGUGGUGGCUAUAAUGGGUCCCAGUGGAACAGGACCUUCGGGCUGCACCUAUCGUAUUGUAUAUAUCCGCUGUCGAUGCAAACAAGGUGGUAAGACAACCCUGCUGACUAUGUUGGCGGCUAAGAAGACCCAGGGAUACACGGGAGAGUUCCUCAUCAACGGUCACCCGCGAGACACAUCCUUGUUCCCAAAAUACACAGCCUAUGUGCCGCAGUCUGACUUACUCGAGGGCCAAAUCACGGUGCGCGAAUGCUUCAGGUUUUACAUUAAAAUGAAGACGAGGUUGUCACCACAGGGUGUGGAGGACAGGAUCGACUGGUUGGCCAAGAAUCUGCAGCUGGAAAGCGUUUUGGACUCUCUCAUUGGGGACGACCAAACACGCGGGAUCAGUGGUGGCCAGAAACGCCGAGUGAGCAUAGGCAAAGGCCUAAUCUCCAACCCUAUGAUCAUAUUCCUGGAUGAGCCCACUAGUGGCUUGUCGGCUACCGAUGCGCACACAGUUGUAGGGUGUCUGCGCAAUAUCGCUAACCAGGAGAAGACGCUGAUCAUGUGUGUCAUACACCAACCGAGAUACAGUGUGUUCCAGAUGUUCGAUGAGCUGGUGUUACUGAGUACCGGUGGUAAAAUGGCUUUUAACGGGCCAGUGAGGAAUUUAGGGAUGUACUUCGAUAGGCUGGGAUACAUGGUACCUCCAAACGAGAAUGCGGCAGACUACUACCUCGAUAUAGUCACCCGAGGCAUCUCAUCGGAGAAUGAUGAGAAUGUGAGUAAUAUCGUCGCGUCGUACAAUGAACACAUUAAAGGUCGCACACGGGCAAAGGUCGACCGAGUGAAGGUAGGGACGAAUGCGGCGGAACUGAUUACGCAGCUGGGAGCCACCGGAACUGUCAGUGAUAUAAACAGCCGGUACAACCGUGGAUGGUACUUCCAGUGGAAGACUAUUAUCAGACAGGCAACUACCCUUCGCAUGAGGAAUUGGCCUGAUAUCGUUCGACGGCUAGUGACUUUCUGUGUAGCGGGCGCUUUGCUUGGCCUGAUUUUCCUUCGGGGGACCUACUUCAUCGCCGGUGAAGCGCUGCGCUAUCUGGCUGGUAUUUUCACCAUAAUGGCGUUUGCAGGGAUCUUUACGCUUGACCAACUGCCUAUGCUUAUCGAACCCAAACGAGCGAUCUAUAAAAGUGAUCGUGCCGAUGCCUUCUAUAGCACGGGAGCUUACUUCUGGGGCAUUUCGGUCCCCAUGUUGGUGGAAGGGUUUAUCCUGAGUGCACUUCUGGCCACGAUACAGUUUUGGAUGGUGGGAUACUCGAGCGAUAUCGGGGUGUGGAUCUACUUCACAUUCAUCGUCAUUCUGAUGUGGUGGGUGACUGAAGGACUCAUGUUCUUACUCGCCGGCGUGUGUGCGAAUACAGCACAGGCGAACGGCUUGACUGUCGCAGUCCUCGCGGCGUUCCUGGUGUUCUGUGGCUUUCUUGUGAAUACAGGUGCAUCGCCAGACUAUUUGAAUUGGGCGUGUUACCUGAGUUACUUCUGGUACGGUUGGCAGGCCUUGUGCUACACCGUGUUUAAGGAUUGGACUUUACCCGCCGAUGCAGACCUUAGUGAGGAGUUCUUCCAAACCAACCAGGAAGUUUUUGAUACGUUUGGGAUCGAUGCCAGCCUGCACUACUGGUCCAUCGUGAUCAUUUUGGGGUGGGGCAUGUUGUUCCGUGGCCUAGCCAUUCUCAGUUAUAGAUAUCUUAAUGCACCUAGUCUUUAAAUUUUUAGGGCUAGCAGACAGGGCUCACCGCAAAAUUAGUAAGCAUGUGCGUGCUAUGCACAAACAGUACAAAUACUACCACAAGUUUGGUAUUCAGCACUAGUAAUAAUUCAGUACGUGGAGUAUACGAACAAAAUACAUUUAAUAUUGUAAAAUUUAGAUAUCACGUAGUAAAGUCAAUUGAGAUGCACAAAUAAAGUACAAAUAAUAUAGCAGAGUUGGUAAUCAG
Molecule: messenger RNA, 2498 nt
Organism: Sphaeroforma arctica JP610
Lineage: Eukaryota; Ichthyosporea; Ichthyophonida
Exons: 17
Coding region: 89-2269 (726 amino acids)
Cellular component (GO): membrane
Molecular function (GO): ATP hydrolysis activity; ABC-type transporter activity; ATP binding
Source: RefSeq, a predicted model, not a curated record